AUGGCUUCAUGGCUCCCCUCCAUUCCAUACCCCCCACCAGGCCAGCCGGGGUACUGGCAUCCCGUCACGAGCACUCUGCAAUGGUGCGAGGAGGACUACUACGCCACGUACUACUCUGCCGAGAUCAUCAAUACCUUGACCAACUUGAUGUUCAUUUACCUAGCAUAUAAGGGCGUUCAAAGCUGCAGGAAACAUGGGCAUGAUGCUGUCUUUGAAGUGGCAUAUUUUGGAUAUUUCCUUGUUGGAUUUGGCAGCUUCAUGUUCCAUACCACUUUGAAAUAUCCGUGGCAGUUGGUCGACGAACUCAACAUGAUCUACACCACUUGUCUCAUGGCCUACGCCUCGCUCUCCUACUCGCAAACCAAAAAGACCCAAAUCUAUCUCGGCGUCUUCUUGGUGCUUUUCUGCGCCUUCAUCACCGCCUACUACCACUACCUUCAAGAUCCCGUAUUCCACCAGACUGUCUACGCUCUGUUGACUGUUUUCAUCGUUUUUCGCAGUGUCUACAGUAUGGAAACGAGUCUGCGACCGUCCUUGCGGAAGUCGGAAGAGAGACACCGUCUGGAGCGAGAAAGGUCAGGGAUGCCUGUGGACAUCUCGAGAGAACAACAGGCGUAUGAGAAUGAGAGAGACCUGGAAAUACUAAGGACCAUGUGGUGCCUCGUGGCGUUUGGGGUGAGCAUCUUCCUUGGCGGCUUCUACAUCUGGAAUCUUGACAACCUCUACUGUUCUACCUUGAUACGUUGGAGGCGGAGUGUUGGCAUGCCCUGGGGCUUCCUCCUGGAAGGACAUGGCUGGUGGCAUCUUAUGACUGGAAUUGGCGCUUAUUGCUACAUUGUAUGGGGCAUACACCUGCGACACAUUCUGAACGGGGAUCAAGAACACUUCCAGAUGGUCUGGCCUAGCAUCUUUACACUGCCGGAAGUUGUUCGAGUCUCUAAUCCGCCGGGAGAAGGGAAAAGGAAGGGAAACGGUACUAUUGCUGCCAAUGGGAGUGCCAACGGGACUGCGAAUGGGACUUCACAUGGCACUGUAAAUGGGAGUGCAAAUGGACACAUCAAAAAGACCAAAUGA
Molecule: messenger RNA, 1074 nt
Organism: Cladophialophora psammophila CBS 110553
Lineage: Eukaryota; Fungi; Ascomycota; Eurotiomycetes; Chaetothyriales; Herpotrichiellaceae
Exons: 3
Coding region: 1-1074 (357 amino acids)
Biological process (GO): ceramide biosynthetic process; ceramide catabolic process
Cellular component (GO): endoplasmic reticulum membrane
Source: RefSeq, a predicted model, not a curated record